Molecule: messenger RNA, 912 nt
Organism: Anopheles stephensi (Asian malaria mosquito)
Lineage: Eukaryota; Metazoa; Arthropoda; Insecta; Diptera; Culicidae
Product: divergent protein kinase domain 1B-like
Exons: 3
Source: RefSeq, a predicted model, not a curated record
AUUGCACGGCCGGUUUAAGAACAUGACCCGCAGGUUUCGCUUCUCCCCGAGACGACGCCAGUACUGUGUGCUUACUUCGGCCGUGGUCCUGCUAAUGGUGGUGCUGGGCGUAAUGGGCUAUCUUCUGAGCGGUAUGCACUACUGCUUUGACGUGCUGGUUGAGUGGAAGAUAUCGAAAAUAUGCAAUCAGUAUUACACGAACGAAAUCACGGGCUACAUGUGUCCGGAGCUGUGUGCCGGUGAUACCAUAUCGGAGUUCCACUGUCCACCGGCCCCACAAACCUUCAAUCCGAACCGCUUUCUGGCACGCAAAGCCCAACAGUUUGGGUGGUUAAGCACGCCGUUCCGGACGCAAGCUACGAGAAGCUGUCCUGGAUCGAUAGCCACCGUCAGGAGGAACACUUUCCAACGGAAGCGGAGUACGUGGGCAUUGUGCGACGGUACGUCGAGCUGCGGUACAAUCUUCAGCUACCGUUCGACAAGCUAGCUAGCUUGCUGAAGUUGAAGAACAAAAACAAUCACAUUCUGUUUCGGGCCAGCAUGCGCAACAGCUGGAACCUGAUCCAGAACAACGAGUACCUGUUGAGCCGGCUGUACGAGGAGAAGGAGAUCUUCCCGCAGGUGUACGGUACGUGCGGCGAUCUGUUCAUUACCGAGCUGCUCGACACGGUGGAGUUCGACGAGCGUCGGUACCACUUUACCAACCACAUCGAUCUGUCCAAGUGGCGCUACCAUCUGAAGGUGGCGGUGCUGAUACUGGACUACCUGGACGAGAUGGCCCAGAACCGGUUCCAGAUGUGUGCGGUACUGUUGGCCGGAUUCGGUAUCAGUGACAGCCGGAUGAAGUAUCACGAUUUGCGGUACAUCAGUACGGAAGCGUCCAUCGAUCGGGCAGCUGUCGGAUGGGCGUUG